ACCCGUGGCCACCUCCCUGUCCCUGCUGUCCCCGCUGUCCCCGCAGGUCAGUGGCGGGGUGGGCGGCACAGCCCGAGCGGCAGCGCAAGGGCGAGGAGCUGACGGAUGAGGAGAAGGAAAUCAUCAACCGGGUGAUCGCCCGCGCCGAGAAGAUGGAGGAGAUGGAGCAGGAGCGCAUCGGGCGCCUGAUGACCCGGCUGGAGGACAUGCGCCGCAGCGUGCUGGGGGACGGCGUCAACCGCUGCAUCCUCUGCGGGGAGCAGCUGGGGACCAGGGGCUCCGCCUGCGUCGUCUGCGAGGACUGCAAGAAGAACGUGUGCACCAAGUGUGGGGUGCAGACCACCAACAACCGGCCCCAGGCCAUCUGGCUCUGCAAGAUCUGCAGCGAGCAGCGGGAGGUGUGGAAACGCUCCGGUGCCUGGUUCUUCAAGGGUUUGCCCAAGCAGAUGCUGCCACAGCAGAUGCCCGUCAGCAAGAAGGGACCCCAAACCCCGAGCGAGCCCCGCCCGGCCGAGCCACCCGCCCCGGACCCCAAAAUCCCCUCCAGGGCACCCACCCGAGGCCAGGCGGAUGCUGAGGACACCGAGGGCACCGACGGCACAGCGGCCGCCCGGGGGAGCCGCAAAGCGGCCGAGGGCCGGCCGGGUCCGUGCGGCAGCGAGGACAGCGCUGGGGACAGCGACAGCCGCGACCACGCUGCGGAGAGCGGGGCCAGCCGGAGCCCCGGUGUGAAGAGAACCAGCUCCGUGCAGGGCCAGCGGCCGCCCCCGCCGGCCAGCGCCCCGGGAUCCGCAGCGCCGGCGGCCGCAGCGGCGAGGCCGGGUGCCGGGGGUCCCGCCCGCUUCCCGGAGAGACAAGCGAGCCCCCCGGAGCCGGCCCGCGGCGCCGCCAGGGAGGAGCGGGCAGGGGGCUCUGCCGUGCCCCCCGGCAGGGAGGAGAGGCCGGCCUGGCAGCCCCCCGCCGCCACCCAGCCCCCGCCCGCAGCCGCGGCCCCGCAGCGGCAGCAGCCCCGCGAGGAGGAGGAGGAGGAUGCCAACAGCUACGACUCGGAUGAAGGCACCACGCUGGGAGCUCUGGAGUUCAGCCUGCUCUACGACCAGGACAACAGCUCCCUGCACUGCACCCUCAUCAAGGCCAAGGGCUUAAAACCAAUGGAUUCCAAUGGGCUGGCUGAUCCCUAUGUGAAGCUGCACCUCCUGCCUGGAGCCAGCAAGUCGAACAAGCUGAGGACGAAGACGCUGCGCAACACACGGAACCCGGUGUGGAACGAGACCCUGGUGUACCACGGCAUCACCGACGAGGACAUGCAGAGGAAAACCCUCAGGAUCUCCGUGUGUGACGAGGACAAAUUCGGCCACAAUGAAUUUAUUGGAGAAACCAGAGUUGCCUUGAAAAAACUCAAAGCCAACCAGAAAAAGAACUUCAACAUCUGCCUGGAGAGAGUAAUACCAACGAAGCGCGCCGGAACAACGGGCGCAUCCCGCGGGAUGGCUCUGUACGAGGAGGAGGUGGAUCGCGGCGGGGACGUGGAGGAGCGCGGGAAGAUCCUGGUGUCCCUCAUGUACAGCACCCAGCAGGGCGGGCUCAUCGUGGGCAUCGUGCGCUGCGUGCACCUGGCGGCCAUGGACGCCAACGGAUACUCGGAUCCCUUCGUCAAGCUUUGGCUGAAACCUGACAUGGGCAAAAAGGCCAAGCACAAGACACAGAUUAAGAAGAAAACAUUGAAUCCUGAGUUUAACGAGGAGUUCUUCUAUGACAUCAAACACAGCGACCUGGCCAAGAAAUCCCUGGACAUUUCCGUCUGGGAUUACGACAUCGGAAAAUCCAACGACUACAUCGGCGGCUGCCAGCUGGGAAUCACGGCCAAGGGCGAGCGCUUGAAACACUGGUACGAGUGUUUGAAGAACAAGGACAAGAAGAUCGAGCGCUGGCACACCCUGCAGAACGAGAACCACGUAGCCAGUGAUUAAAGAGAGCCUCUGGCCGGCCCUCCCCGCCCUCUGCCACGCCCCUGUAGGUCCCUGAUGUCCCUGGUGUCCCGUCUUCCAGCACAGCCAUGCCUUGCUACAGCCUCUGAUCCCAGGGUCCUCCUCCGAGCCCCUCCAUCCUCCACUGGAAACUCCCCCAGAUCUUUUCUAUUCUCCUUUAUUUAUUUUCAGCUGGGGGAGGAAGGCUGUCGGGUUCCCCUGGUGUGUAAUUUUGGCAAGCAAUAGUUCCCUCCUGACUGUUCCCUCCUGACUGUUCCCCCUCUCUCUCUCCCCGUCCCCGUGGCAGCGUUCCCGUCGCGUUUCUGACGCUCCGUGUCCCUCCAGCCUCCGCUCCGGCGUCUCCCCCAGGGAGAUGGGAGUGCUGGGCCUGGGAGCAUCAGCCUGUCCUUGCUUGUGUGAUCUCAAUACCUCAGUUGCAAUAACGAAAAAGCUCCUUGGCUUUGGUGUGGGUGUCACCGUCGCCUGGUGUCCGUGUCGUCGUGGUCAGGCCGAAUCCGGUGUCACCGGCGUCAUCCUGCGAGUCCUGCUUGAGCUUCACCUCUGGUUCGGCCCAGCUGAGCAAUGUUGUGGCACAUCCUUUGCUGAGAAGAUCCACCACCAACAGCACGACAGCGACAAGGAGGGUUUGGGGAGCUCUGUGCUCGCAGGGGAGCAGGUUUGGGUUGGUUUGUGCUGUUCCCGGCCGCCGCAGGCGGUUCCUCCGCCCAAGGAAUUUGGGGGCUCCGCUGCUGUAGGAGCCCAGCUGUGUUUUAGGGUUGUGACUACCUCCUCUUCACCUCUGAGCUGUGUAGUAGUGACUGGCCGAGCCCUGGAGGGGUCCUAGGUCCCCUCAGACCCCUCCUGCUUCCGAGGAUUUACUGUUCCUUGGGAGGGAAGCUGAGGGAGCUGCUGCUUCCCCCCAGCCCCCUGAUGUGUGCAAGGAUUAUUGCUUCAAACCACCACAGCUCCUGGAAUUAGCUGGAACAGUCCGAGAUCUUCCAAACUUGGGUUGUUUUGGUUUGGUUUUCUUUCGUUUUCCCCAGUUUUCUGCACAAGAACUCUCAGCCUGCACUUUAAGGGUGGCCUGGAGCUGUUGGAUCUGGUCUGGACAGCAGGAGAGCACAGACUCUGCAGGUGCUGCUGCUGGGCUCUGGAGCCAUUCCCUGGCUCUGGAGCCAUUCCCUGGCUCUGGAACAAUUUCCUGGCUCUGGAACCAUUCCCUGGCUCUGGAGCCAUUCCCUGGCUCUGGAGCCAUUCCCUGGCUCUGGAACCCCCCAGGCCCUGUGGAUAGGAGCACACUAAGCACUAUGGAAUGUAUGGAAUUUUUUUGUCACACUGAGCAUGGGGUGUGAAACCUCCCCCUGGCCCCCUGCCCCCCCUGCUGCUGCUGCCCUCUUGGAGUUGGCUGAGUUCCAUUCUCCUGAUAUUUUCUUGAUCUCCCCGCACCCCCAGCAGAGCUUGCUGAUGUGCCCUGAGUGUCCCCAGCCCCGGGUGACACAAACCCCUCUGAGCUGGGCUGGCCCAGCCUGGCACAGGCUCCCCCCUCCCUGGAUCUCCAGGUGGGAAAAGCCAACCCAAGCCACCCCAGAGGGUCCAGCCAGGGCUGGGAAUCCUCCUCCAUCACCCCAAGUGAUGUGAUGGUGCUUGUGGCUUGGCUUGGGGUGGAAAGGAAGAGGACACCUGGAAAUUUUCCCAUUUUUCAUGGAAUUCUUGCCUCUGUGCUGGUCAGUGUGGCAUCCCUGAGCCGCUCUGGCCAGGAGCAGACUGAAACAAUCCUGGUUUUUUGGACUGUUCCCCUCUCCAUCCCGUGCUGAGCUGUGGGAUCCAGGAGCAAUGGUUGGACUCUCCCUUUCUCAACCUUAAUGACUCCAAGCUGCCACCACCCCUUCCAGAGGGAUGGACCUGGCCCAAACAUUCCUGGUCAUACCCAGGGCAGCACCUGGGCACGGAGCUGUGCUGUGGAAAUGUGUGGCUGAGGGUAAAAAAAACCUUUAAAAUAAUUAUUUAAGCAAUUCCUUAAUUUCUCCCAGUCCUGCAGCAGCCCAGCCUCCUUUGUGUGCAGAACAACUCACUUAAGGUUACCCUUCUCCCAUCCUGUACUCCCAUCUCUGUUCAGCCUGCUCUCUUUGGGAAAAGGAUACUCAGAUCAUCUCUUUGCACCUCCAAAAAUCAAGUGCAACUUGCCAAUCUCCUCAGUAUCGUGCAAAACCACAGCCCUGGUCUCUGCCCCCCCUCUUCUCAGUUUUUCUGAUUAUAAUUCCUGCCCUGAAUGACUUCUUUUUGUUGUAAAUAAAGCAUGCAACUAUGGAUUGGGAAUGGUGAAAAACAAACAAACAAAAAGGCAAAAAAAAAAGAAAAUGAAAAGCCUCUUCUACUGCUGUUUGCAUUCAGACUCGCAUGCAGUGAUUUUACAGCCAAAUAUCAGUUUACAACUGUUAAAGAGAAAAAGAAAACCUUACACAGGAAUUAGAAAUCCUCCAGUCUUCCGCUGCAUGCAGCACAACAUCCUCUCUUGAUGUGGUAUCUAAUAAAGUGAGACUAUUGGAAAAGAA
Molecule: messenger RNA, 4519 nt
Organism: Passer montanus (Eurasian tree sparrow)
Lineage: Eukaryota; Metazoa; Chordata; Aves; Passeriformes; Passeridae
Gene: RPH3A
Product: rabphilin 3A
Exons: 18
Coding region: 153-1970 (605 amino acids)
Biological process (GO): intracellular protein transport
Cellular component (GO): membrane
Molecular function (GO): small GTPase binding
Source: RefSeq, a predicted model, not a curated record